AUGGACUCGGCGUAUAAUAUAGACCCUACAACUAAACAACCUAUUAAUAUCACAGUGAAGAAUUUAAACUACUCUAUAGAAAUACCUGGAACCAAGCCCAGUAAACUACCCUGUCUUAGAAAGAAACAGGAAAUAGUGCCACCUACCGAGAAGGUCAUCAUUGACGAUGUCUCUUUUCAUGUUAAAAGUGGUCAGAUGUUGGCUAUUAUGGGCAGUUCAGGUCACGGUAAGACGUCUCUAUUAAAUGUAUUAUCAUGUCGGAAUGAAGGGGGUACGCUAACUGGUGAUAUAGAACUGAACGGUGUUAAACAUACCAAACAUAUGAUAGAACAUUUCUCAGCCUACGUCAGACAAGAUGAUCGUCUGCUUCAAUACCUCACAGUGAAAGAAACUCUGAUGUUUGUGGCCAAAUUAAAAUUACCCUCGAAAUUAACCCAGUUUGAGAAAGAAAGCAAGGUGGACGAGGUUCUAACAGAGUUAGGUUUAAGUCACGUGUCUAACACAAGAGUAGGUGGCGCUAAUAUUCGGGGUAUUUCCGGUGGUGAGAGAAGGAGAGUCAGUAUAGGAAUACAGCUACUUAUGGAUCCUAGUGUAUUGUUUCUAGAUGAACCAACUUCCGGUCUCGAUGCCUUCACAGCCAAUCAUCUGAUACAAACACUUGAAGUCCUGACCAAAAAACAGAGAACUAUUAUCAUGUCUAUACAUCAACCCAGGACUGAUAUAUUUGAGCUGUUUCAUAUGGUACUGGUAUUAUCACGAGGUAAAACUGUGUAUUUUGGUGAGGCUCCGGAAAUGAUUCAAUAUUUUACAGAUCUUGGCUUCCCCUGUCCUCAGUUGACCAACCCUUCUGACUUUUACCUUGAUUUGGCGACGAUUGAUGUAACAUCGGAAGAGAAGGAGAAAAGAACUUCGGAAGUUUUAAAGAAUCUCUGCCAAGCUCAAAAAGAUGCCCAGGAGAAGCAGGAAGCACCGGAACCAGUUAGUAAGGAACUCAGUGAUCACACAGUAGCCGGUGCUAUGAGGAAUCAUAUUGGGUAUCCCGGGUUUUUCACACAAUCUUCUGUCCUAGCUAGACGCCAUUUUAAGAACAGUGUAAUAGAUUACUGGUGUUUAUUAGCUCAGGGUAUCCAGGCUUUACUCGUAUCGUUAGUAGUAGGAGCUGUAUUUUAUCAUAUAGCUGGUGAUCAACAUGGUUUAUACGACAGAUUCGCUUUCUUCUUCACGCUCUGUGGUUUUUAUGGUUAUUCUAUCUCUCAAGAUGUUAUCACACGCAAUGCUGUUGAAAGAAAUUAUUUAUAUUUUGAACUACAAGAUAAGAUGUAUGGACAUUUUGCUUAUUACGUUGCCAAGUUAACAGCCGAGUUUCCAUUUCAUAUAUUUUUUUCUGUGAUAUUUUUCAUACCAGCGUAUUUUAUGGCUGAUCUUAACGACGAUACAGAAACGUAUUUUAAACUGUUAGGUACCGUGUCGUUGUUGUUGUAUUGUUGUCGGAGUUUGGCUGUGUUCGCCUCGACCACCCUACCUAACUAUACCUUCGCCAGUAUGUUGAGUAAUAUGAUAUCAGGUAUACUAGUUCUAGUCAGUGGGUUCUUCAUCAAUCUCGAUUCACUGGGUUCAGGGUUCCGAUGGUUAGCUGAUAUAUCCUACUAUAGAUGGGCGUUAUCGGCAGCCGCUCACUUCGAUAUCAAGCCACGGAAUUUUACUUGUGAGUUAGUCCAGAAAGAGUUCUGUAUCUAUACUGGAGAAGUGGCGCUGGAGAAAUUCGCGAUGGCAGACGAUGAAAUAUGGGUGGCAUUUACAGUAAUAUCAGCAAACGUUGUCGUGCUAUUGGUGGCUGGAUUUCUUGCGUUACGGUUUCUACCUCAACGACCGUACGAAUAUUAA
Molecule: messenger RNA, 1884 nt
Organism: Lottia gigantea (owl limpet)
Lineage: Eukaryota; Metazoa; Mollusca; Gastropoda; Lottiidae
Exons: 10
Coding region: 1-1884 (627 amino acids)
Biological process (GO): cholesterol homeostasis
Cellular component (GO): plasma membrane
Molecular function (GO): ATP binding; ABC-type transporter activity; ATP hydrolysis activity
Source: RefSeq, a predicted model, not a curated record